AUGGAGGGUGAUAAAUAUAAAAAGUUAUAUGUCUACAAUCAUGGGUUUUUAGAACAGCCAUUUUACAGAAGAAACAUGAAUGAUAAAGAUAUUCAUUUGAAGGAAUUAAAAAGAGUGGAUGAAUUUGGAAUAUAUAAUAAUAUAAAUAACAAAAAUAUACAAGUAAGAGUAAAUGAAAAUAAUAAUAAAGAGAAAAAGAAAAAAGAAGUGAAUUACACUUGUGAUAAUAACAAAUACGUUACAUUGAAAAACAAAAUGCAUGUUAACAAAAAUGUAAAUAAUUCAAACAUAAAUAAAAUAAAAAUAGUCCCUAUAAUUAAAUGUAGUAAUUAUAAAAUAAAAAACAAUCCUAUAUCACAUUUGAAAAUGAACUAUGAAAAUACAUUUGUCAAAUUAUCAAAUUUUUCAAACAUAAAAAAUGGUUGUUCCGAUAAGAAUAAUGUAAUGAAUGGAAAAAUAGAUCAACAUAAAUCAGAACAGUUAAAUAAUGAUAAUAUAAAAAAAUUGUUAUAUGAUUAUUGUAUAUAUCGUGAAGAUACUAUAAACACUAAAAAAAAUAUUUCAUAUAACAAAAUGGAUAGUUUUAAAAACAAUGAAGAAAACAUAAAUUACAUGGAUAAUAAUAAUAAUAAUAAUAAUAAUAAUAAUAAGAGUAAUAAUAAUAAUAAUAUUAAAAGUAAUAAUAAUAUUUAUUGUAGUUAUUCAAAUAAAGUCAACCAAAACAAUAUAAAUCAUACACAUUUGAAAACAGAAGUUGUUAACCCAAAAAAUAGUCAUACACAAUAUGGACAAGCCAUAUCAUUACUUGAUGAGUUACAAAAUAAUCAUAAUUCAGUUAAUAAAUUUCAUAAUCAUAUUUAUGAAAAUAAUAAUUCACUUGUCAAUUAUAAAUCUGAUAAAGGCAUAGACCUUCAUAAUAAGAUGAUGAACAUAGAAAAGGAUAAAAAUGAAAUCAUUAAACGGGAGAAAAAGAAACAUGAAGAAAAAUAUUAUAAUAAUAUAUUUUUAAAUACAUUAAAUGAUAAUUCAAAUAAGGCUAUUAUUACUCCUUGUGAUCAUGAAGAAAUGAAAAGAUAUAAAGAAGGGUAUCGAAACAUCACAAGUGAUAUGAUAAACAAAAUUUUUGAAAAGAUGAUGGCUGAGAAAAAAAAUAUAUUAAAAAUGAAAAAUUUCAAUGAUGUUAUUAAAAAAAAGAUUACAAUGGCAAAAGAAAAAAUACUUAAUUCAAAUAGUACAAUUAAUAUGAAAAAGGUUUGUUUUUAUAAUUCUAAGGAUGAGGAUUUAUUUAAUGAAAAAGAAAAUAAUUAUUAUAAAUAUGGUUUAAGUGGGGUAAAGGAAGAAGAUAUAAAUGUAAUAAAAAAUAAUGUAAAAAGUGAUAAUAUAAAUAAUAUUAAAAACGAUAGUGUAAGUAAAAAUAUUCAUAUAAAUAAUAAGAAGAAAAAGGAUGAUUACCCUAUUAAUAAUAGUGCUGGGUUAUUAUUAGAUUUUGAUUUGUGUAAAAGGAAGGUUUUGGAAAUACUUAAAAAUGUGCAAUCAUCAAAAAAAAAAAAUAAGAUUAUAACAAAUAAUAAUCAUAGUAGUGAUAAUAAAAAUUAUCAUAAUAGUGAUAAUAAUAAUAAUAAUGCAUGUAAUAAACUUGAAAAAGAUGAAGAAAAAAAGGAAAAAAAAAAAAUUAAGAAAAAAAAUAAAGGUAAAAAUAAAGGUAAAAAUAAAAGCAAAAAUAAAAGCAAAAGUAAAAAUAAAAGUAAAAAUAAAAGUAAAAAUAAAAGUAAUAUUAUCAAUAAUAAAUAUGAUAAUAUGAAUAAUCAAUAUGAUAACAUGGGUGAACAAAGCAUAAAUAAUGAAAAUAUGGAUAAGCAAAAUGUUAAUAUUCAAAAUGAAGGUAAUGGUUUAAAUAAUAAAAAUAAUGAUCUUUUAAAUGUUUAUAUAUCACCUAAUGUAAAUAAUAAUUCUUUAUCUUCAAUUUGUGAAAAAAAAAAUAAGGAAGAGAACAAAAUGCAUGACAAUAAAUUUCUUAAUAGUAGUAAUAAAAUGAAAUUUCCAGAGAUAACUAUGGAAAACUCAAAUGAUAAAAUGUUAGUAUAUGAUAAUUUAACUGUAUUAAAUGGAAAGGAACAAAAAAGUGUAAAACAAAAAUGUAGCAGUAUAAAAGGAACAGAUUUUUUGAUAGAUCAAUUUUAUGAUUCAUAUAAUAUGAGAAAUGAAAAAAUAAAGGAUGAUAAUGUGCAAGUAGGAGAUAUAUGUAAUGAAAAGGAAAAUAUAAAAAUAAAUAUAAAAAGUAAUUAUGAUGAUGAUAAUAAUAAUGAUGGUGUCAAAACCAACAUGAUUAUAAAAGAUAACAGUUAUGUAAGUACCUUAUCACCUAACGAAAUAAACUUUAUUAGUAAUAAUGAUAAUUGUUUUAAUAGUAAUGAUAUAUCAUGUGAUGAAAAAUAUAUAUCAAAUGAUGUGGAAGAGGAGGAGGAUGAUGAGGAGGAACUUUGUUCAAAUAACAUUCUUGUAAAAGAUAUAGAAGAAAAGAAAAUGUGUGGUAAAUUAUUUUUUGAAGAAAUUUGUGUAUUCAGAAUAAAUGAAAAGAAUGACCCUGAACAUGGAAACCUAAGAAACAAUAAUCACAAUGAGGAUAGUCAAAAGAAGAUGUAUAAUAAUUAUGAAGAUAUACAAAGUAAUAAUAAACAGAGUAUGAACCCUUUUUGUAAAAAAGGUGAAAUCGAGAAGAGCCAAGGGACUAAUUUAUUUUAUGAUAAUUACAUUAACAGUGUGGACAUAACAAAAUUAGAAUUAAAUAAGAAUUGUUAUCAACAUAUUAAUUCUGAAGUUCAGAAUUUAAUUAGAAAAGAAAAUUCCUAUGCAGCCGAAAUGAAUGUAGGGUUAGUGUUUCGGAAGUAUAUUCCUAUUCUGAUAAAUUUGUCAUGUAAUUAUUUGCUUAUAAAAAAGAAUGAAAAGAAUGUGAUUACUUGUAUAUCAUAUACUAACAUUAUAGAUGUAAAAAUUGUAAAGAAGAGUAAAAAAAAUAAGGAACGAUAUUUAUUUAAAAUAGUUUAUGUAUUUAAAAAGAAAGAACAGAAAACUGAAAAAAAUGUAACUCUUUUAUUUCGAGCAAAUUUAAUGGAAAUUUUUGAAAUGAUAAAAAGACGAGUAGAUUAUUGUAUAAUACCAAAUGAAGAUGAUAAAAAUAUUUCAUUACAAGACCAAAAACAAAAAAAAACAAAAAAAAAAAAACAAAAAAAAGAGCAACAGGAGGAAGAAGAAAAAAUGAAAAAAAACAAAAAAACAAAAGAAUAUGUAGAUAUCGAAACGGUAUAUGAAUAUGUAAUAGAAAAAUAUAAAAGAGUACAUGUAUUAUAUUUAGGACGUUUAUUACAGAUUGUUGAAAAAAUUUUUAAAAAAUAUUUAUUAAAAUAUUCAUUUCAUAAAUUAAGAAUACUAUAUGAAUAUAAACGUGAAAUGGAAAAAUUAAAAAAAAAUUAUAUUCAAUGUAUAUAUGAUAUAAGUGACAAAUUAGAAUUCCUUAUAAAAAAAAAAAUGCAACAUUAUUUUAAUCAUAUAAUAAUAAAUAGUUAUGAAUCAAGUUUUAUUAACUAUCAAAUCAAGACAAAUGACAUGUUAUAUAAUUUACUUUUAAAAGAAAAAUCUGCUUACCAAGAUCACUUAGGAAAAAAUUAUAUUUUAAUAUUAUACAAGGUAUUACUUAGUAUGUAUAAGAAAAAAAUGAUUAUCUAUUUUAGAUCUUUUGUAUACAAUAAUAUAAAUGUAAGUAAGAAAAAAAAUGCGUUUGCAUAUACAUUAACUCGUGUAAAUAGUAUUUUAGUUUUAUAUGAAAGACGGAUUAAAGCAUAUAUUUUUUCCAAAUUAAAAUUUAAUUAUGAUAAUGUAUCAUAUUUUUGUUUUAUUAUGUAUAAAAUAUAUUUAAGAAGAAUUUUUUAUGGAUAUAUACGCAUACGAGAUAAUCGUAUGAAUAUUAAAAAUAUGAUUGAAAAAAAUGUUUACAGACUUGUUAAAUUAAUUUCAAAAAUAAGUGAUAAUCAUAAAUAUAAUGCAUUUUUAAAAUUACAAAAAUAUGUUUAUGAACAGAAUGAAAAGAAAAAUAAAAUGAUAUGUGAUAAUUUAAUAUAUGCAAAUAAUGAAUUAUGUAAUAAUCUAGACAAAAUAGCUAUUGAAAAAGGAAUUAAUCAAAUAGAUUGUUUAAUCAAAUUUAAACGAAAAGAAUGUCUAAUGAAAUAUUUCUAUACAUUAAAAGGUCCACAAAUUAAUACUGAACGAUUCUAUUAUUGUAUAAGAUAUUGUAGUAUCUUUUCAUUUGUAUUAAAUAAAAUUAUACAGAAGAAAGUGCAACAUAUUUUUUUCCAGUUUGUACUUAAAACAUUGCAACGAAAUAAUAAAAAUAGAUUAACACAUGCUAUCAAAUUAUUACAAGUGUUAAUACACAAAAAAGAAAAAAAAACUGUUAUAGAUUUAUUACAAUUAUAUGACAAAUAUCCAUAUAUAUUUCAAUACAAAGAUUUGACAAAGAUAGAAGUUUUUGUUAUAUGUGUACAAAAUUUUGUAACUGUAUAUAACAGAAAGUUGUUAUUAAACUUUUUAUUAAAAUUGCAUUAUUUAAAAUAUCAAGAGCAAUUUAUGAAAACAUAUAAUGGUAUUGGAAGUAUAUAUAAAUUUGUUCAUGUCCUGGACAAGAAGCUCAUGAAAAAUAUACGUGAGGCAUUCCGUUUAAUAUUACAAAAUGAUAAAUAUCUAAGAGGAAAAAUGGACAUGAAGAAGAUGGAACAGAUGGAUAUGAAGAUGGAGAGAAUUGAUGUGAAUAUGGAAAAAAUUGAUAUGAAGAUGGAACAAAUGGAUGUGAAUAUGGAACAAAUGGAUGUGAAGAUGGAUCAAAUGGAUGUGAAGAUGAAAAGAAUGAGCAAGAAGAAAGGAAAACAAAUACAUGUAAAUUACAAUAAUAAAGCAUCUUCUUCAUCUUCUCCUUCACCUAUGUUACGUUAUAAUAAAUAUAACGACAUGUCAUCGAAUUCGGCAAGUCUUAUAAAGAAGUAUCCAUUCCUUAUAUACAAUUCGGAAAUAUCUCCGGACUGUACAACCAUGGCAGAUGAUAAAUUAUCGUUACCAUCGAACGACUCGGUUACACACAUAUUUUCCUACGCAUACGAAGAUAUGGAUAAGAUUAAGAAAAAAAUAUAUGAGUUCAAUAACAAAAUGAACAAUCUUGAUUUGUAG
Molecule: messenger RNA, 5214 nt
Organism: Plasmodium gaboni
Lineage: Eukaryota; Apicomplexa; Aconoidasida; Haemosporida; Plasmodiidae
Exons: 3
Coding region: 1-5214 (1737 amino acids)
Source: RefSeq, a predicted model, not a curated record